AUUAAACCUGGAGCAUGAGAAUCAAUUAUCCGAAAUUCAGAAGUAGAAAUUUCACCUCUGACCAUUAAUAGGAUUAGCCAUGGCAUUUAUAACAUGACCCAAAUAAGUCUCGCUCAUAGCUCACUGGUUGUCGGUGAUGAUCUUUAACAGAGAGAAUGUCUCACUUUUAUUCAUGCUUUUUAACUUCUGCGGGGAUAGAGGCGAGAAUAAGAGCAAAGAAAGAUUGGGACAGAGCCCAAAGAUUGGGACAGAGAGUGGUGGAUAGGGUCUUGAAGUUGGAACCAGUUUCAACCUUGUCCAUCUUCCAAACAACGAGUCAACCACCCUCCUUCAGCUUCCGCAUAGGAAACUACAAUCAAGGUCGUGCAAUGAACACAAUUUCUCAGCCAUUCGAGGCUUCGGAAAUAGACGGAAAUGGAAAAGGAGAAGAGGAGGCGGAGGAGUUUCAAUUUCAAUUGGAGGAACGCAGGUUACAGAAGAAACCAUUCAGCAUGGCAAUACCUGAAUUCAUUCAGGAACAGAGGUCCUCCUGUCAUAGCAACACGGGGUUAACAAAGUGUAGCAAUUACAAGCAGGAAUCACUGUCAACCGGCAAGGAGAUUCGUUUCAGGGGAGUGAGGAAGCGUCGGUGGGGACGUUACGCCGCCGAGAUCAGAGAUCCGAGGAGGAAUAUCCGUGUUUGGCUUGGCACCUUUGAUACUGCCGAGGAAGCUGCCCUGGCCUACGAUAAUGCCGCCCGCCAGUUGCGCGGCAUGAAGGCCAAAACCAACUUUCCCUGCAAAAACUUCGACGACAACGCUAACUGUAAGAAUGUCGAUAGUAGUCUGAGUACCAGGCAGAGUAGGGUGGGAUUGAAAAAGGGAAAGGAAAUAGACAUAGAGUCUGAUAUAGAGGAAGUUGGGGAUAAUGAAGAUAUUAUCGAAGAAAAUUUGGUGGCGUAUGAAUGGCCUGAAGACUUGGCGUUUUCGUCAGAGGAUAUGCAGUCUUUUGUUACAAGUGAGGAGGAAGAAUUACACCUGUCUGUAAGUAAGGCACAUGGCAUGCUAGCAGACAUAGAAACAGAGGAUGAUGAACGGCCAUUUCGUGUUGAAAGAUACACCAAUAUGAGUUCCAAGCAAGGUGGAGAAGUGUUGACAGAGAUACCAAAAGGAGACGAAUGGAUUGCUCCAAAGAUAAGUGCAACCAUUUGUAAAUCUGCGGACAUAGAAACAGAGGAUGAUGAAUUGCCAUUUAGUGUUGAAAGAUACACCAAUAUGAGUUCCAAGCAAGGUGGAGAAGUGUUGACAGAGAUACCAAAAGGAGAUGAAUGGAUUGCUCCAAAGAUAAGUGCAACUGUUUGUAAACCUGCUCUCCCAGAAUCUCCAAACUGCCCACUUCUGGUCGCUCUAUCCUUGGAAGGUAGCAAAGCUCUUAUGGCUAUCCCUUCCUCAUUCUUUGAGCAAAUGCCUAUCCUUACACGCUUGAAUUUGUCUCAUACUAGUAUCAGGUCUUUGCCCAUGUCUCUUUUCAAGUUGGUUUCACUUAAAGAACUCAGUCUAAGGCACUGCAAACUCUUUACGGAAUUGUCACCACUAGUUGGACAACUUCAUAAUCUUGUUUUGCUUGAUCUUGAUGAGACUCAAAUUGCUGAAUUGCCAAAUGAGAUCGGAAAACUUUCCAAUUUAGAAAUUUUGAGAUUAUCCCUUGAUGGAUACAUGAACUGUGGAAAGCAGCUGCAACAAAAUGUAUUAAUUCAUCCUAAGACCAUUAAAAGUCUCUCUCAGUUGAUUGAAUUAAAAAUUGAUGUGAAUCCGGAUAAUGAGGACUGGAAUGCGGUUGAGGAAGUUGUUGUAGAGGAAGCCUGCAGCUUGGAAAGAUUGAAGUGUCUUAUAUUAUACCUUCCAAACGUCCAAAUUUUGGGAAAACGCAGAAUAGGCUGCACAUCACUCAGCUAUUAUCCCUUGUGUAGGUUCAGGUUUACUGUUGGGCAGCAUAGACAGCGCAUCAUCUGCCGAGUACCGAAAAAGGUUGAAACUUACUUUCAAGAGUGGGACAAAUGCUUGAAAUUUGUUAAGGGCAAUGAUAUUUCAAGCGAGAUGAAAAGGGUAGUUGGAUACACAAAGGCAUUCUACCUUGAACGUCAUGCCUCAGCUACAAGCUUGUCUGAUUUUGGGAUCAAGAAUAUGAAGAAUUUAGAGUUUUGCUUAUUGACAGAAUGUAAUGAAAUCCAGACCAUCAUAGAUGACGGAAAGCCUUGUGAACAAGAACAAAUCGGUAUAGUUGAAGAUGAGGUAAUCAAUCAUGAGUCUGGAGGUGAGGCAUUUUCUGCCCAAGAACAUGUACUUUUGAAUCUACAGUACUUGCAUAUCUAUUACCUAAAGAAUUUAGUGAGCAUUUGGAGAAAUCGCGCCGGUGAUAAGCCAUGUCUAUCUGGCUUGAAAGUCCUAGAACUUCAUGUGUGCGCCAAAUUGGAAGUCAUUUUCUUACCAGCUUUGCUUAAUAAUUUAGGCAAGUUGGAAGUUCUUAUUGUUGAUGACUGCCCUGAAUUGACCAGUGUAGUAAGCCCAACAAGCAAUGCAUCCUUUAAAUCUGCACUAGAUUGUUUUUUGCCUAGCUUGAAGAUGAUGUUACUUCUUUUCCUUCCGAAAUUGGAAAGCAUUUCUAGUGACUUUCACAUUGCACCAAAACUGGAAAAAAUAGGCUUUUAUGAUUGCCCAGAGCUUAAGGGCCUUUCUAAAAGGGAAAUGUCGAGUGAAAAUUUAAAAGUGAUCAAAGGAGAAAGGGAGUGGUGGGAAGCAUUGGAGUGGGAUGAAUCAGAGUGGGAGAGUCAGCCUGAUUAUCUCCAUAGCAUUUUCUCCUCGAUUGAUGAAGACAAUGAUGUGAUGACACAAAUGGAAGAGAUAUACAACUCCAUGGAGCAACAAAACAAGAAUGCAAUUCGAUAGCCUGGUCUUCGCGCAUACCAUAAAUCUAGGAAGCAGAUGCAUAACCAAGACAUCAUUGCUGUUGGUUGCUCAGAUCGCAUAUGAAGUCACAGAGGCUAUGCUGAAUUUAAGCUGUCAAAUUUGGCUAAUAGUUUGUAUCACAAAAAUUAGUCAGUGUGGAACCUCCCCAUUUGCAUUUCUUUGAAAUUUAUGUAAUCCAUAUCUACUACUUGAUACUGAAGACAUAUUUUUAAGAUAUGUAUCUUAAAGUAAAUUCUAAUGUCCUGA
Molecule: messenger RNA, 3191 nt
Organism: Rubroshorea leprosula
Lineage: Eukaryota; Viridiplantae; Streptophyta; Magnoliopsida; Malvales; Dipterocarpaceae
Source: the annotation of a GenBank genome assembly